Triticum aestivum (bread wheat) is the source of this 934-nucleotide messenger RNA. Its product is annotated as syn-copalyl diphosphate synthase, chloroplastic-like. The transcript is spliced from 5 exons. Lineage: Eukaryota; Viridiplantae; Streptophyta; Magnoliopsida; Poales; Poaceae. Gene Ontology annotation, molecular function: magnesium ion binding; terpene synthase activity. Gene Ontology annotation, cellular component: chloroplast. The record is from RefSeq and is a predicted model, not a curated record. Gene Ontology annotation, biological process: gibberellin biosynthetic process. The annotation marks the transcript as partial.
AUGCGACAGAUGAUCGAUGCCAUAAGAACAGCAUUGAGGUCAUUGGGCAAUGAUGAGACGUCGAUGAGUGUUUCGGCCUACGACACAGCGUUGGUCGCCCUUGUCAAGAACCUUGACGGAGGUGAUGGACCACAAUUCCCCUCAUGCAUCGACUGGAUUGUUCGAAAUCAACUUCUAGAUGGUUCGUGGGGUGAUCCCGCAUUCUUUAUGGUCCAAGAUCGGAUGAUCAGCACCCUCGCUUGUGUGGUGGCAGUGAAGUCUUGGAACAUUGACAGCAACAACUUAUGUGACAGAGGUGUGUUAUUUAUCAAGGAAAAUAUGAGUAGGCUGGUAGAAGAGGAACAGGACUGGAUGCCAUGCGGCUUUGAGAUUAACUUCCCAGCACUCCUAGAGAAGGCCAAGGACCUGGAUUUGGACAUCCCUUACAAUCACCCUGUUUUGGAAGAGAUAUUUGCUAAGAGGGAUUUAAAGCUCUCUAAGAUACCUCUAGAUGUGCUACACACCAUACCAACCACCUUACUUUUCAGCCUAGAGGGAAUGGUAGAUUUACCAUUGGAUUGGGAAAAGCUACUCAGGUUGAGAUGUCCAGACGGCUCUUUCCAUUCCUCGCCGGCUGCCACAGCUGCUGCCCUCAGUCACACCGGCAACAAGGAAUGCCUUGCGUUCCUAGACAAGCUCGUCAAAAAGUUCAAGGGGGGAGUGCCAUGUAGCCACUCUAUGGAUACUUUCGAGCAGGUAUGGGUGGUCGAUCGGCUUAUGCGUCUGGGGAUAUCAAGGCACUUCACAACUGAAAUUCAACACUGCUUAGAGUUUAUUUACAGGCGCUGGACAUGGAAGGGACUGGCUCAUAACGCGCACUGCCCAAUCGCAGAUAUUGAUGACACAGCCAUGGGCUUCCGUAUCCUCCGUCAGCAUGGCUACGACGUCACUCCAU